UGACUUGAUAAUGAGUGACGCUUUCCUGUACAAAGUCCACUGACUUCACGAAAGACUGCUGUUAAAAAAAAAGAUUAAUUUUGAGCCAGUUUAAAAAAGCAAACUUGCUUUUUAUAUGAUUUAUAUUUUUACAUCCUGUAUGUAGAUGUUCAGCGCCACAUCAUUGGCUUCUGCAGAUGACAAUUAAACAGACAAAUCAUGCAGAGUUCAGUCGAGUCCUUCAUAACUGUGCUGGAGUCAUACAGAGGAAGAGACAAAGUGAUACGGACCCUCUGCUAUGGCUCUCAGCUGGUAGGGGGUGUCCUGUCAGGAAAGAGCCCUCAGUCUUCAUUGGGAAAGAGUCUCCUGCUGUUCUCAGCUCAGUUGAGUCACUGCAGAACCACACUCAGGCUCUUUGAUGACCUGUCUAUGCUGGCGUACUCCUCUGGCUAUGGAUUAGGAGGCUCGGAGGAAGAUGCUCGGGUGCGCUGGAUGUCUGUUCUGAGUAACGUAGCUGAUCAGUUGUAUUAUCCCUGUGAGCACAUCGCCUGGGCCGCAGAUGCAGAGCUCAUCAAAACUAAAUCUGACCGCUGGUGGGUGCUGAGCACAGGCCUCUGGGGUGCAUCGCUGGUCCUCGGCAUACUCAGAUCCAUUAGGUCUAUCCUGAUUCUGAAGCGAAAAGCACAGAAGUGUCACAGAUCAGGUUCAGCUGAGAGCAGGGAGGAAGUGUUUUCUCAGAAAGCUGCGCUGAAGAGGCAGAUCAGAGCUGAGCUGUUCAGCAUCCUGAGUAGUUCAGCUGAUCUCUGCAAUGCCGUUCACUGGAUGCCGCCGGGAUUUCUGUGGGCUGGACGCUUUCCUCCAUGGCUGGUGGGACUGAUGGGAACGGCCUCAUCACUGAUAGGCCUUUUACAGACGAGCUCUGCUGAUCAAGGAGCAUCUUAGUGAACUAUUACACUGCAAAGAAAUGCUUACUUUUGAUUUUGUCUUGUUUCUACGUCAAGUAUUUAAAUAUUCUUAUAUCAAGAAGCACUUUUUAGACAGUAUUUUUUGAAGUAGAGUCAAAAUUAAGUGGAGUUUUACUUAAAACAAGCAAAAUAAUCUGCUGGGGUCCGUUCUUCGUACCUCGCUUAAAUGAUCUAAGAUGAUUUGGCAGAUCCUGGAUCUUUUCAUCUCGAUAACUCAUCUCUCGCUAAUUUGGUUCUUCAAACAAGUUCGCGAAUCAGAUUAGAAUGUCUGGAUGAACUGAUCUGAGAUCGCUGCAUGUGUCGUGAAGGACUGAUCUAUCGAUCC
This is a messenger RNA of Danio rerio (zebrafish), 1269 nucleotides long. It is a transcript of the gene pex11g, whose product is annotated as peroxisomal biogenesis factor 11 gamma. NCBI's taxonomy places the organism in Eukaryota, Metazoa, Chordata, Actinopteri, Cypriniformes, Danionidae. The record is from RefSeq and is marked provisional. Gene Ontology annotation, cellular component: peroxisomal membrane. Gene Ontology annotation, biological process: peroxisome fission.